This is a messenger RNA of Fimicolochytrium jonesii, 498 nucleotides long. RefSeq names its product ribosome biogenesis protein SLX9-domain-containing protein. Gene Ontology annotation, cellular component: 90S preribosome; preribosome, small subunit precursor; nucleolus. Lineage: Eukaryota; Fungi; Chytridiomycota; Chytridiomycetes; Spizellomycetales; Powellomycetaceae. The transcript has 3 exons. Gene Ontology annotation, biological process: maturation of SSU-rRNA from tricistronic rRNA transcript (SSU-rRNA, 5.8S rRNA, LSU-rRNA). Bases 1 to 498 code for a protein of 165 amino acids. The record is from RefSeq and is a predicted model, not a curated record.
AUGGAGGAGACGGUGGUGGUCCAGCGAGUGGUUCCGGCAGCCCCGGUUCUCUCCGCAGUGUCUGUACCGGAGGUACUUUCGGAGCUCGAAGGAGGGCAUGCUGCAGAUCACCUCAAGAAGAAGGAAAAGCGGCGGGAACGACAUGACCGGUGGAUGCAGAAACUUGGCGGAAUAUACCAACAGGCUCGGGACGAGAAGAACAAGAAACAACCAGACGUCGGAUCUUUGAACCUCACGGCGCUGCACCAUGUUCUUCCGUCUGCUCAAGCUCCAUCGCAGGACGGAGUACAGUCUUCGUCAUCCCCGCACUCGUCAGGUUCCGGACAUUCGAAAAAGGCUCAUGUGGCCGUAUCUCAAAGUGCACGUCGACAAGCUGGGGUGAACGAAAUCAUUCGAUUACAGAAAGUCAUUCAGCAUCCAACGUUCAAAGGGAACCCUCUUGCAACGAUACGGCAGCAUCUCCAAAACAACCUUGCGAAACAGAACGCCGCACAGUAA